AAACAAGUCCUUUUGCUCAAGAAGAUUCGAUAUAAAUUGUUAGUGAAUGAACGGUUGAAAACUAAUCGAAAGCGUCUGGCUGUUUUUAUCUGCCCACACGAACUGCUAUUGUUACCUUCUCGGCCAUAGCUGCUGUGUACAGCGAAUGUACGGUCCUGGCUGUGAGAGCACCUCCAUAAGUAUUUUUAUUACGUAAGCGAUACUUUUUACCUCAUCUCCAAAAUGUCCCUGAAAAUCAUUUUCUAGCCGAUAAGACUAGAUACCAGGAUGGGUUUAGGAGAAACGAAAGUGAAACAGAGAUUUGGCUUGGAUCCAAGAAACACCAACUGGUCGAACAACACCGGAAGAUUCGGCCACCAGUACCUAGAAAAGCUAGGCUGGGAACCUGGCAAAGGGUUAGGGUUGGUCCAACAUGCCACCACCACACAUGUUAAAGUUAUUAUCAAAGAAGACAAUGCAGGACUUGGUGCUCGGUUGGCAAAGAAGCAAAAGAAAGAUGAUUUAGAUGGUGGAGAUAGUGUUGGUCUUGACGUUUUUCAGAGUAUCUUAGGAAGGUUGAACGGAAAGGAAGAUAAGAUUAAUGAUGAGCUUGAAAGACAACGUAAUGAGAGAAUAUUGAAUGGCAAAUGGGGCAUGCAUUUUGUCAAAGGAGAAGUAUUACAGAGCUCAUGGGAUGUUCAGAAGAAAUCGAUGAUAGGCGAUAGCAAGAAAAGAAAGAAUAAUAGUGAACAUGAAAGUACAAAUGCGAAGCAGAAGAAAAGUGACAAGUUGGUAGAGAAGAAGGAAAAGAAGGAAAAGAAGGAAAAGAAAGAAAAGAAGGACAAGAAAGAGAAGAAGGAAAAGAAGGAAAAGAAGGAAAAGAAGGAAAAGAAGGAAAAGAAAGAGAAAAGGGAAAAGAAAGAGAAGAAAGAGAAGAAAGAAAAGGAUAAUGAUGAAGCUCGUGCUUCAUUAGAACCUAUAGAGUCUGAUACAAAAAGCAUAGCAACUAGGUUAUCGGUAAGAUCCAAAUGGAUCAAGCAGAAAAGGGCCUCGGUCAUGGAUGCAAAGGCCCUUAAUGAAAUUUUCAUGAUAUCAAAUUAACCAUAGAACACUGUACACUACAAUAGACUACUAAA
This is a messenger RNA of Suhomyces tanzawaensis NRRL Y-17324, 1115 nucleotides long. RefSeq names its product telomerase inhibitor. The coding region runs from base 268 to 1080 and encodes 270 amino acids. The transcript has a single exon. The record is from RefSeq and is a predicted model, not a curated record. Gene Ontology annotation, molecular function: nucleic acid binding. Lineage: Eukaryota; Fungi; Ascomycota; Pichiomycetes; Serinales; Debaryomycetaceae.